UAAACCUCGGACUUUUGUUCUUACUAAGAAACCCACACGCAGUUAGUAAACUGAUCACUCUGAAUUACUGAGAUCAUGGCUCUAACUGUGCAUGGAUUCAUCGUCCUGCCAAAAACCAACAUCGUCCAAAUUCCCAGUUGCGAGUCCUACCGUCAUCGAUCCUUGAAUAUGCUGCAGAUCACGCAUCACGACCAUAUGCACGCCAACAGAAGGAAUAUUAGUCGCUCCAUAAUAUGUGGAGCUAAAAGCAGGCCAGGGAUCAGCAAAGGGGGCGGUGGGAAAAUCAAUGGGACGACGACAUCGAGAGAGCAGAAUGUUUCUGAUGAAAUCAGCAGCUCAAAGACUGAUCAGAAAAAUGGCAAGCAAAGUAACGGAGAUGCAAAAGCUACAACAAGAAAGACUGGCUCUACUGGUUGAUUAAACAUAAUUUAUGCUUUUUAAUUAAGAGAUAAGCUGUGUGGUGUGGACUCUGUAUGAUGGAUUGUCUUCUCUCCCUCUUUUCUUAGAUAUUUGUGUUUAUGGUAAUUUGCAAGUGUAAUUUGGUUACUGUAGCUUCUUUAGUAUGCAGACAUGUAUAAUAAAUAAUCAAUUGUUAGUGUUUUAUGCAGUGAGGAAGUUAGAAGUAUUUCAUGACA
This is a messenger RNA of Malus domestica (apple), 635 nucleotides long. RefSeq lists its product as uncharacterized. NCBI's taxonomy places the organism in Eukaryota, Viridiplantae, Streptophyta, Magnoliopsida, Rosales, Rosaceae. The record is from RefSeq and is a predicted model, not a curated record.